AUGACCAUUCUCAAUUCAGUACUUUCCUCGCUCGAGUCACUCGGCACAGAGCUCUGCAGUCUGGACAUGUCCUACCCACGGCACAACCUCCUUUCGCUCAACAUUACGCAUACGUUCGAAAAAGACCCACACCCAUCCUUCACCGUGCGAUCCGCGCAACCGCACGAGGCCAAGCUCGUAGCUCCAGGAACCAAGGGCGUCUAUGAGGACAUGCUUGCGCGCAUUGGCGUUCAACACGCUAACCUCGGCGUAGAAGCCAAGGAUCUGGACGCACACGCCUUUGAGGAAUUCUACGACAAAACAGUCGAUUUGGCCGAUCUCUGCCAACUCUCCGAGGUCAACGAGAGGCUCAACCAGGUGGCGAACCAGUACCAGGAGUACGGGAUGCGGAAGGAGGAGCUGAGUGCGGAGCUGAAGCGCUUGGCGGUGAUCCCGCGCAUCCGCCAGCGAUUGGCAAGGCUGCCGCUGAUGCGGAGGGAGCUUGAGGAGGCAAGGGAGGGGAGGCAAGGCAUGGAGGCCGAGGCUGCGGAGGUUUUGAAAAGGGCGGAUACUGUGGACGCGGACAUCGCGUAUUUGCGCAUGGAGCAUGAUGUGGUGAGGGAGAGCGAGGAGCAGGCGCAGGCGCUGGUGCUGAGGAAAAAACAGGAGCUGGCGGCGCUGCGGCUGGAGGCGGAGAAUCGCCGCAGACUUUUAGAGGCCAGACGCGAAUCGUAUGCUCGCCGCCGACCAUUGACUGCACGCGAGCACGCUGAGCGCAUGCUGGGCGCCGUUCGCCAGCAGCAGCAGCAGCAGCAGCCGGGGGAUGCUCGGGAGGAGCUGCAUGUGAAGCGCGAUGCCAUGGUGAGGCGGCUCGCGGAGAUCGUCAGCAACUCAGAGGCGACCGAGCUGACCAACCGGUUCAUCGACAAGGUGUUCGCGGCUACCAUUGAUGGCGUGGCCAACGAGAGCGUGGACUCGCUGGAGGCGCGCAGAGUCAGCCGCCGGCUGUCUAUGGCUGGCGGCACGCCCUCGGGCCGGGUGCUGGCGGCGCAGCUUCUGUGUGUGCUGUAUUCAAGGCCCGAGGGCGUGCCGGAGGAGGAGCUGCGCGCGGCGAUUGCCGAGUUUGCCCGAGAGAGAGGGUGGAAUCCUGAGAUGGUCGUCCAGGCCAUGUACGAGGUCUUUGGAAAGAAGCUCGCAAAGAGGUAUCGCGAAAACCGAACCGCCCACUAUGUGCGGCUUUUGUGGGAGUGA
Molecule: messenger RNA, 1230 nt
Organism: Kickxella alabastrina
Lineage: Eukaryota; Fungi; Kickxellomycota; Kickxellomycetes; Kickxellales; Kickxellaceae
Exons: 1
Coding region: 1-1230 (409 amino acids)
Source: RefSeq, a predicted model, not a curated record